Molecule: messenger RNA, 4946 nt
Organism: Esox lucius (northern pike)
Lineage: Eukaryota; Metazoa; Chordata; Actinopteri; Esociformes; Esocidae
Gene: a2m1
Product: alpha-2-macroglobulin
Exons: 36
Coding region: 106-4545 (1479 amino acids)
Cellular component (GO): extracellular region
Molecular function (GO): endopeptidase inhibitor activity
Source: RefSeq, a predicted model, not a curated record
AGCCUAUAAACAGCAACGCUUGUGCAACUUUCCUGUUCAUCUGGACGACGGAAAGGCGCUGCUCGAAUUGCAGAGGAAGACCGGCUGCAUACAGCAGUAUUCGCCAUGGCAAGGCUUCUCAAAUUACUUUUCUGUAUGUUUAUCAAAUCAGUGAUUUCACAAACUGCGACAUCCAACACCUUCAAUGAUUCGAUUUACCUGGUGGCAAUCAGCUCUGAGAUAUUUGGAGGAACCACAGAAACACUUUGUGCUCAGGUUCACCAAGCCACCCGGCCUCUGUCGAUCAAGGUCUUGAUUGAAAUGGAGAGUGGCAGCAACACGACUAUACUAGAGGAAGCCGUCACACAGGACUUCUAUCGCUGCGCGGAAUUCCAGGCACCCCCAGUGAAAACUGACAGUGUGGCCAGUGUACAUGUUAGUAUCCAGGGAGAGAAGAAAGAAAUAAGCAAAAAGACCAAGAUCCUUAUCAAGCCCAAAACAUUCAUCACUAUUAUCUCGACAGACAAACCAAUCUACAAACCUGGACAAACAGUAAAGUUCCGAAUCGUCUCGCUGGAUGCCAGUUUCAUGUCAUUCAAUCAGAUGUAUCGAACAGUGGAACUUCAGGAUCCCAACUCCAAUCGCAUUGCUCAGUGGUUGAACCAAUCGACAGUGAGUGGAAUUCUGGACCUGGCUCAUCCAAUGUCCCCAGAGGCAACUCAAGGAAGUUACAUCAUCACUGCAUGGAAUGAAAAAGGAGACAAGACCUCUCAUAACUUUGACAUUAAAGAAUAUGUGUUGCCCAAAUAUGAGGUAACGGUCAGUCUUCCCCAAACAAUAACCAUUCUGGACAAGCAAGCAACACUGACAGUUUGUGGAAAAUACACUUAUGGAAAACCAGUGCUGGGGUCUGUCACGGCUAAAGUUUGCAGAAGCACCCUGCAAUAUCACUGGAUGUUUAAAAGUAGCAAUAUCUGUGAGUUGUAUGUUAUGAAUACUGACAAAACUGGUUGUGCAACUCAAAUUGUUGACGUAACGCGGUUUGGUCUAAGUGAUUCAAAGUUUGAGGACAGUUUUAAAGUGGAGGCUGAGUUGGAGGAACAUGGAACAGGUGUCAUCCUUAAAGGUAGUGGCGAAGCAAGAUUCACCAAUGAAAUCAUAACUGUCAGUUUUGAGGAUGUGCCCCAAACAUAUAAACCAGGCAUUGCUUAUGAGGGAAAGAUCAAAGUGACAGGUCCAAACUCUGUUCCGGUUCCCAAUGAGCCUGUCUAUCUAUUCCUAAAUGAACAUAUCACAUCUGAAAACUGGACGCUCACCACAGACAGCAAGGGCAUCGCUUCUUUCUCUCUGGACACUUCUCUAUGGACAUUUGAUACUGCGUCUUUGACGGCUCAUUAUCAAAGGUUUGUGGACAUUCGUCCACAAAGGAGGGGUAUGCCGCUUAGACCAGAAUAUCGAUCUGCCUACCUUUUCAUAAGGACAUUUUAUUCUAAGAGUAAGAGCUUUCUGAAGAUAAUGCAAGGCAAAGGGAAGUUAUCCUGUGAAAUGGACAGUAUUGUUCUUGCUCACUACAUCAUCCAAGGCGAGGAGCUGUUAAUGGGACAGGAGACACUGGACUUUUUCUACUUGGUUUUAUCUAGGGGCAGUAUUCAGCAGCAUGGCCGCCUCCCUGUGGAUGUCAAAAAAGGACAAGUAAACACAGGGGAGCUAACAGUCUCACUGCAGCCGAUGCAUGAGCUGUCCCCUUUUGCCCAGGUGGUGGUUUACACUGUGCUGCCUACUGGGGAGGCCGUAGCAGACAGCCGGGAUUUCCCCAUUUACCUCUGCCUGAAAAACAAAGUGUCUUUGAAGUUCUCAUCUCUCCAGGAGUUGCCGGGGGAGAAGACCUCUGUGAGCCUCCAGGCACACCCCGGGUCCCUGUGUUCUCUCAGGGCCAUCGAUCAGAGUGUGCUGUUACUGCAGCCUGAACAAGAGCUCAGCCUAGACUCUGUCUUCAGUCAGUUGCCUGUUCAGAAGUUGUCUGGAUAUUCGUACAAAGUAGGAGACUCUGACCCCUACCCGUGCCUACAAGAUCCUACACCCAUUCCUGAAGUGUCUAAGGAGUUGGAAGCACCACCCACUGAGCUGUCAGCACCACCCGUCCCUAACAGGAAAAAACGUUCAUACUGGUUUGGCCACAACAAUGAAAAAAAUGACGUCUACAACAUCUUUAAAGACAUUGGAAUCAAGAUCUUGACCAACUCAGAUGUGAAACAACCUUCUGACUGUUGGAUCCUGGACGUAAUGAGGGGAAGGGACAUAUUGGAUGCUCCAAUGCCCAUGGCCUUCAACAUGAUGCCAGACAUGGAGCACUCUGGAACCCAUGGGGCAUCUGAUGGGCCUAAGGAGACCAUCCGGACAUACUUCCCAGAGACCUGGGUCUGGGACCUGGUGCCUGUGGGAGAUACAGGGAAAGUGACUGUUGAAAAGACUGUGCCAGACACUAUCACUAAGUGGGCUGCGGGGGCAUUCUGUACAUCCCCAGUGGGUUUUGGCCUGGCUCCCAACACUGGCCUCACUGCGUUCCAACCCUUCUUUGUGAGCCUGACACUGCCCUACUCUGUCAUCCGGGGGGAGGUGUUCACACUGAAAGCCACAGUGUUCAACUACCUCUCCAAGUGCAUCAUGGUGAAUGUGUCUCUAGCUGAAUCCAACCAGUUCACCGCCCGGCCCUGUGAAGGCUGCCAGUACACUGUGUGUCUGUGUGCUGAGGAGAGCAGGACCUUCAAGUGGAUCCUCACCCCAACUCUUUUGGGGAAGGUGAGUGUGAAAGUAAGCGCAGAGGCUUUGAAGACAGAGGAUCUCUGUGGCAAUGAAGUGGCCACGGUGCCAGAGAAAGGACACAUUGACACCAUUGUGCAGACCCUGCUGGUGGAGGCUGAGGGAACCCAACAGACUGUCAGCCAUAACGCUCUGCUCUGUCCUGCAGAGGGCCCAGUGGAGAAGGACAUCUCUCUGAAACUGCCUGAGAUGUUUGUAGAAGGUUCUGCCAAGGCUUCCCUCUCGGUGCUAGGUGACCUAAUGGGUCGGGCCAUGAAGAACCUGGACAGCCUGUUACAGAUGCCCUAUGGCUGUGGAGAACAGAACAUGAUACUGUUUGCUCCUAACAUCUACAUCCUCAACUACCUGAAGAGCACCGGGCAGCUCACAAAGGAGAUCCAGACCAGGGCCACAGGGUUCCUGGAGAGUGGAUACCAGAGAGAGCUCAACUACAAGCAUAAUGACGGCUCCUACAGUGCCUUUGGGAAGAGCGAUGAGUCUGGAAACACCUGGCUCACCUCCUUUGUGCUGAAGUCCUUUGGAGGGGCCAUACCCUACAUCUUUGUGGAUCCCAACCACAUUGCACAGGCCAAGACCUGGUUGGCCAGUCACCAGCAGGAAGAUGGCUGCGUUGCGUCAGUGGGGAAACUUUUCCAUAACGGCAUGAAGGGAGGGGUCAGUGAUCAUGUGUCGCUCACUGCCUACAUCACCGCUGCUCUGCUGGAGCUGGAUGGAAACCCUAGUGACCCCAUGGUGGAGAGGAGUCUGGCAUGUCUGAAGGCAGCAGUGUCUGGCGAGCUAAAUAACACCUACACAACAGCCCUGCUGUCUUACACCUUCACCCUGGCUCAAGACCAGGACAUGAGAGCCAAGCUCAUCACAUACCUCGACAAGAUCGCUUCUACCACAGGUGGCAAUCGUCACUGGACGAGAGCAGAGGCUUCUGGAACAAAGACAGACUCUCUUGAAGUGGAGAUGACGUCCUAUGUGCUGCUGGCGCUGCUCUCAGGCCCCACUUUACCAGGCUUUGGGCUUGACUACUCAACUGGCAUCGUCCGCUGGUUGUCCCAACAGCAGAACCCCUAUGGAGGCUUUUCCUCCACACAGGACACGGUGGUAGCGCUGCAGGCCCUGGCCAAGUAUGGUGCUGCCUCCUUUAGUCCAGAAGGUGCCAGUACAGUCAGUGUGAGCUCAGCUGGAGGCCUGAAGAGAGAGUUCACUGUGGAUCAGAACAACAGGCUGCUCUAUCAGGAGGAGCCACUGACGGAAGUGCCUGGGGACUACAACAUCAAGGCACAGGGCAAAAGCUGCGUGUUUGUACAGGUAGCGAUGCAUUACAAUAUUCCCCCUCCUCCUGACUUCUCUGCUUUUAACAUCUCAACACGGACACUGGGGUUAUGCAAUCGCACUAAGAAAACUGUGUCAGUCUUGGUGGAUGUCAGAUACAACGGUCGCAGAGAAGAGACCAACAUGGUAAUCAUCAACCUCAAGCUUCUCUCCGGCUUUAUCCUGGACAAGUCCUCCCUCGGGCCGUUAAAAAAUACUGUCAAACGUGUUGAUCAGGAGGAAGGUCAUGUCAUCAUCUACCUUGAUGGGCUUAAGCAGAAUGAAUCAAAGAUGUACAGGCUGGUCAUUGAGGAGGAUGUGCCUGUUAGGAAUCUGAAACCAGCUGUGGUGAAAGUGUAUGACUAUUACCAGACAAGUGAUGAAGCUGUGAGUGAAUACAGCUCCCCAUGUGCAGAAAGUGAUGAUGUCAAUGAAUUGUAAGACCAAGCAGACUGGACCAGGACAUAACCAAAUUCAUUUCUGUAUAGGAAGUACAGUAAUGUCUUUCAGACAAACCUUUUAGAACCUUUCCAUUUAUUUGUUUUGAUGUUUAUAGUUUCUGAUAACCCAUUCACUAACUUGAUGUUUUUAAUAUUAAGUGAACACUACAGAGGCUUUUUAAUAGAUGAGCCUUAGGGUUUUACUCGAAUUUAGAUUUUUUUAACUUUUAACUUUGAUUUGUUGUAACACACCAGUCUGCUGUUGAAUCUUUUAAAUAUGCUAUUAGUAAGUAUUAGUUUAGUUUUUGUCAUAAUGCCAAAAGUUACAUUUCAGUGUAAAUUCUACUGCAGCUACAGAAAAUAAAAUAAAUUGAAUUAGAAUCAUGCUUAUAUGGAUUAAAA